AUGCAAGAAGACUUAACCAAUAAUUCCACUGAAAACUCUCCAAUAUAUAAUUAGUCUGUUCUUCUUCUAGAUGGCAGAUCUAUACCACAAAUUGGCAUGGGUACCUGGAAAAUCCCAGAUCAAGAAUCAAUGGAUAAAGCUAUUGAUGCAGCUCUAGAAGUGGGCUACAGACACUUUGACUCUGCUGAGUCCUAUGAGAAUGAGGAAAUGCUGGGUAUUGCUUUGAAGAAAGGUUUUGAGAAAUAUGGACUUAAAAGAGAAGACAUAUGGAUUACCUCGAAGAUAGCUGCUUGGAGAAUGGACUAUGAAAAUGCAAAGGAUAGUAUUGAAACCUCAGUUAAACUAAUUGAUUGUGGUUAUCUGGACUUAUCUCUCAUUCACUGGCCAACUUCAAUAUGUGGUGAGGCAGGUGAAAUUGGGAGACUCGAGACCUGGAAAGGUAUGGUCGAAAUGAAAUAAAAGGGACUUGUAAAGAGUCUUGGAAUUUCUAACUUCCUUACGAGACAUAUCGAGCAAAUGCUCAGUUAAGUUGGAGAUGAAAAACCUGUCAUUAAUUAAAUUGAGAUUCACCCUCUCUACAUCGAUGAAGAGACUAUCAAAACGUGCUAGCAUUAUGGAAUAGCUCUUACAGCUUACGCUCCCCUAGCAACUUUUGAUGAGAAACUGAUGAAAAAUGAAAAUGUCCUAAAAUUAGCUGAAAAAUAUGGCAAGUCAGCAAAUCAGAUAGCAUUGAGAUGGGGAAUUCAAAGAGGAUUCAUUGUGAUACCAAAAGCUUCGUCUAAGGAGCAUUUGCUGUCUAAUAUUUCAAUCGGAGAUUUCUCACUAACUGAGGAGGAAGUCUAGCUCAUUGACUAGUUGAAUAUUAUGUUCAAGACUGAUUGGGAUCCUAAAGAUGAACCUUGA
Messenger RNA from Stylonychia lemnae, 903 nucleotides. Lineage: Eukaryota; Ciliophora; Spirotrichea; Sporadotrichida; Oxytrichidae. The record is from the annotation of a GenBank genome assembly.